UGACGAGUAACAUACUGUAGUAUCGCAUCCUCACACUAGGCUGUUAGUGGGCAAGAUCAUCUUCAGGCGCUAGAAACCAACAAGCUUUCGCCGGUGACUCGACGGCCCUAAGACGGGGAUUGUUUGCCAUGACAUUGAAGCGGUCAGUCGCAGGGCUCGUGUAUGCAAUUGCAAGACCAUGGCCAAGAUAUUCUUAAAAUAAAAGUUGACUUCAACAUAAUAUUCUUCUCGUAGGCAUUCAUCUUGGAGCCGUACUUGAUUUCGUUCCAACGCCUGAUAUCUUUUGAAUCAUAUUAUCCCACCAUGUCGACACCCGCCCAACCAUCUGCUGCAGAUAGCCCUGAGACGGAAAAGCAGAAGUCUGACAAGGGCGAAAUUGGUCCCGUCAAUGCCACUUCAUCAGACGAUUUGGACAAAGAGCAACCACAAGUUACAGACGAUGGCGAACCAGUCAACCUCAAUCACAUCGAUGGCCGCUCUCAAGGCAAGAUCGCCCUGAUUAUGCUGGCCUUGUGCCUGGCUGUCUUCCUCGGCGCUCUAGACGUAACCAUCGUCACUACGGCCCUUCCUACAAUCAGUGACCACUUCCAGUCAAGUACAGGCUUCACAUGGAUUGGUUCUGCGUUUCUGCUCGCCAAUGCCGCAUCAAUCCCGUCAUGGGGCAAGAUCUCAGACAUAUUCGGCCGCAAGCCCAUGCUCCUGCUUGCCAACGCCAUCUUCAUGAUUGGAUCUCUUAUCUGCGCUGUCUCCAACAACAUUGGUAUGCUCAUCGCUGGCCGCGCUGUUCAGGGUCUUGGUGGGGGUGGUUUGACCAUUCUUGUAAAGAUUGUUAUCGGCGACAUCUUUCCUCUGAACAUUCGGAGUGUUUUCUAUGGUGUCAUCGGCGGUGUUUGGGCAGUCGCUGCGGCAACAGGUCCGGCCAUUGGUGGUGCGUUUACUGAGAAGGUGUCAUGGCGAUGGUGCUUUUACAUCAACCUCCCUCUUGACGGUUUUGCCUUCCUCAUUAUCCUCUUUUUUCUCGAUCUCCACACACCACGGACACCGCUCAUUGAAGGCCUCAAAGCUAUCGACUGGGUGGGCUCUUUUUUGGUAGUUGCCGGCACGCUCAUGUUCCUCUUCGGUCUUGAAUACGGCGGUGUUUCAGCACCUUGGAACUCGGUUGAAGUUAUCUGCCUUCUCGUCUUUGGCCUGCUCACCUGGGCGCUUUUCAUCUUCUGGGAGGCGCGUUACGCCACACUUCCUGUUAUGCCAAUGUCCUUGUUCAGAAACGUGAGCAACGCCGCGACCCUCUUCUGCGUCUUCAUUCAAGGAGUCGUCUUUAUCUCGGCAUCCUUCUUCCUCCCGCUCUACUUUCAGGCCGUGCGUGGAAACACCCCUAUCGAGUCAGGUCUUUACGUUCUCCCUACCGCUCUCUCGCUCUCCUUUGGGAGUCUCGCGACCGGAUGGCUGGUUGCGAGAACCGGUUGGUACAGACCGCCCAUCAUUUUCGGGUUGUUCAUGAUGACCCUCGGUUUUGGCUUGUUCAUCGACCUGGACGCCUACAGUGGCUGGGCAAAACUUGUUCUCUACCAGCUUGUGGCAGGUGUGGGCGUUGGCCCCCUCUUUCAAGCGCCUAUCAUCGCCCUCCACGCACAUACUGAACCUCGUGAUGUCGCAACUGCCACAUCAACCCUCGGCUUCAUCCGUCAGAUUGCCCAGGCCAUCUCUGUUGUUAUCGGCCAGGUGGUCUAUCAAAACGAAAAACUCAAACAGUAUCCAGUCCUGGUCGCCGCUGGCAUCUCCCCUGCUCUGUCAAGGGUCCUUUCUUCCGGAGAGGCUGGUGGCGCUGACAUCGACAUCAUUGCGAACCUUCCGUUAGACCAACGCGACGCUGUCCGUGUUGCUCUGGCAGACUCUCUCGAACCCAUGUGGAUCAUGUACACUUGUAUUACGGCCGCUGGCUUACUCGCUUCCUUCCUGAUCCGGAAGAAGGAGUUGGCUCAUGUGCAUGUAGAGACCAAGACUGGGUUGGAAGCUGAACGUGAGAAUGCGGAGGCUCGACGUCGUGAGCGUGAAAUGAGGAAGGAGAAGAAGGGGGCAUCACCGGCUUGAUAUGUUGGUAGUUUACAGGAUAGAGGAUGGGGCACUGCUGCGUUGCGUGCACCACCAAUUCUCUGUGUAAACAGAGCAGCUGUUCCAAGUGUUCUAUAUGGAGUACUUGGGGUAGAUUUGCAGAUACCUCACCAUAGAGCACCCCCUGAACCUCUGACUCCCC
This is a messenger RNA of Podospora pseudopauciseta, 2254 nucleotides long. RefSeq lists its product as uncharacterized. The transcript is spliced from 3 exons. Gene Ontology annotation, cellular component: plasma membrane. The record is from RefSeq and is a predicted model, not a curated record. Lineage: Eukaryota; Fungi; Ascomycota; Sordariomycetes; Sordariales; Podosporaceae. Bases 304 to 2091 code for a protein of 595 amino acids. Gene Ontology annotation, biological process: transmembrane transport. Gene Ontology annotation, molecular function: transmembrane transporter activity.